Messenger RNA from Dermacentor andersoni, 1198 nucleotides. It is a transcript of the gene Nup37, whose product is annotated as nuclear pore complex protein Nup37. Gene Ontology annotation, molecular function: protein binding. Gene Ontology annotation, cellular component: nuclear pore outer ring. NCBI's taxonomy places the organism in Eukaryota, Metazoa, Arthropoda, Arachnida, Ixodida, Ixodidae. The record is from RefSeq and is a predicted model, not a curated record.
GCCAUCCAUCCUCCCAUCCAUCCAGAACUCUGCCCUUGAAUUUAGCGCUUACGGCUUUCAGCAAUUUUUCGCGUGUUUUCAAGCAUGAAGAUCAGUGCAACCGAGCUCGUCACGAACGCCGUCGACUUGGACCCGUACCGGACCCUGUCCGUGAAAGGGACCAUCAAGGCGGUCGCGUUCUGUCCCUGCAAGUGGAACUCUUCUCUCCUGGCUGUCGGAACGGCGUCGUCCGUGACUGUUUUCAACGUCAAGUUGCCGGAUGAAGACCAUGAGCUGAAAACAGUUGAUGCGAGCAUCCUGCGCACGUUUAACCACGAUGCCCCCAUCCAGUGCAUUGCUUGGAGCCCCAACAUGUCCCUCGUGUUGCAACCCGUCUGGAUUAGAUUCGCCACGGCUAGCCUGGACAAUGACGUGCGACUCUUCUACUCUGACCUGAAAGAAGACGAAGUCAAGAUUCUCUCUGGCCACCAAGGUCCAGUGAACGCCGUGGCCUUUGAGCCGCAGUCAGGCGAGGCCCUAGCUAGUGUCGGAGACGACAACACCUGCCGCAUCUGGGGUCUGGACGGCACGCAGCAGGCGCGCAUUGCCCUGCGGUCAGCUGGCACCGCAGUUGUCUGGCAUCCAGAUGAGCUGGGAAAGCUCCUGGUGGCCGAGAAGCGGGGCACGCUGCGGCUGUACAAUGCCAUGACGGGGCAGGCCCUCAUGUCCAUGGAGGUGGGGCAGCCGGGCUGCGUUCUGGCCGCCGCCUGGUCCCCCGGCAACAGCCAACUGCUGGGUGCGGUGGCUGGGAACAACUGCUACCUGUGGGAGACGUCGCGAUCCAGCCGACCCCUGGACCACAAGUCGUUGCACAGCGCUUGUGUCAGCGAGCUGGCCUUCUCGUGCAUCCAGGACGAAGUGUGCGCCAGCCGAGGGCAUCCUGGCAACGCGGUGAAGGUGCACAACUUGAAGACGAGCCAGGUCCUCCUAGACAUAACGCUCAACGUUGGAGGCGGCAUUUCGUGGCAUCACAACUAUCCGGUGUUGGCCUUUGGCGGCGACGGCAGAGUGCACCUCCUCAGGGUCAUCUCCUGCUAGUGACCUUUCCCUCUUGGUCACAAGGGGGAGCCAGCACAGUUCCCGCCCUUGCCUCCUCUUGUACAUAGACUCAUGUUCUUGUUCUCUGGUCGAUAUCAUAAAGCAAACGUCUACCUUCUCA